Messenger RNA from Microthlaspi erraticum, 495 nucleotides. NCBI's taxonomy places the organism in Eukaryota, Viridiplantae, Streptophyta, Magnoliopsida, Brassicales, Brassicaceae. The record is from the annotation of a GenBank genome assembly.
AUGAUGCUAUUCAGCACAUCACUAGCUGGACCAGCACUAGAUUGGGCGCAGCAUGAACCACUCUCUACAAUCGAGUCAUGGAUCGAUUUUAGAGAAGCUUUCUUGAAGAGAUUUGCAAGGACCACCUUUCAAAUCCAAGUACACCACUACUCUCAUCAGCUGGAGAGAGAGCGUGAUGAAGAAGAAUGGGGAGGCAUACCACCCCAUCCUGAACUUUGCCACGACUAUGGACUUGGAGACAACCCCAAGAAGAUACAACUUUUCCAACUAUCACUAGCUGGACAAGCCAAAGAAUGGGCUAAGUUCAAUGCCCAACAUGCUUUCAAGACUUGGAAUGGAUACAAAGGAGCUUUCCUCCACAGAUUUGCUAAAGGUCCUAUUUAUGUCCCACCACCACGCCCAAGCUAUUCACAACACCAUCCAUCAUCACCAGACAUAAACAAGACACCACUUUUCCCAAGGGAGAGCUAUCAAGCUGCGCCAAACCAAGAUUGA